Aplysia californica (California sea hare) is the source of this 2437-nucleotide messenger RNA. Its product is annotated as SUMO-activating enzyme subunit 2. The record is from RefSeq and is a predicted model, not a curated record. Gene Ontology annotation, molecular function: SUMO activating enzyme activity. Gene Ontology annotation, biological process: protein sumoylation. Gene Ontology annotation, cellular component: SUMO activating enzyme complex; cytoplasm. Lineage: Eukaryota; Metazoa; Mollusca; Gastropoda; Aplysiida; Aplysiidae.
AUUGACCUAGAUACUAUUGAUGUCAGCAACUUGAAUCGCCAAUUUCUUUUCCGGAAGGAACAUGUGGGCAAAUCUAAGGCAGUGGUUGCAAAAGAGAGUGCACUGAAAUUCAAUCCCAAUGCCAAGAUUACUGCUCAUCACAAUAGUAUUUUCAGCACUGAAUUUGGAUUGGAUUACUUCAAGAAGUUUUCUAUUGUUUUGAAUGCACUUGAUAAUCGAGCUGCCCGAAACCAUGUAAACAGAAUGUGUUUAGCAGCAGAUGUGCCUCUUGUGGAGAGUGGAACUGCAGGUUACUUAGGGCAAGUGACAGUUAUAAAGAAGGAAAUGACGGAAUGUUAUGAGUGCAGGCCAAACCCAAGACAGAAAACAUUUCCAGGAUGUACUAUUCGGAACACACCCUCAGAACCAAUCCAUUGCGUUGUUUGGGCCAAGCAUCUUUUUAAUCAACUGUUUGGUGAAGAUGACCCUGAUGAGGAUGUCUCUCCUGACACUGAAGAUCCAGAACUGGCUGCUGAUGCGGGCCAGACAGCCCUUGAGUCUGAGGCUAAAGAAGACACUGUUGGUGGCAUUGUGCGCAAGUCUACAAGAGCAUGGGCCAUGGAAACAGGAUAUGACGCAGAGAAAAUUUUUAACAAGUUGUUCCGAGAUGAUAUCAAAUAUCUUCUGAGCAUGGAAACACUUUGGAAAAAGCGUCGACCUCCUCAGCCAGAAGACUAUAACAGUCUACCUGGUAAAGGAGAAAAGGUAGACAAGACCGUCAUGCGGGAUCAGCGACUGUGGUCUGUCCAUGAAUGUGCGGAAAUCUUCACACGAUGCCUGGCAUCUCUCAAGGCUGAUCUAGCAGCAAGAGGGGAAGAUGGAGUCUUAGUUUGGGACAAGGAUGAUCAACAUGCUAUGGACUUCGUGGCUUGUGUGGCUAAUAUUCGUGCUCAUGUUUUCGGCAUUCCAAUGAAGUCUCGGUUUGAUAUCAAAUCAAUGGCUGGCAAUAUUAUCCCAGCUAUUGCAACAACCAAUGCAGUUAUAGCUGGGCUCAUCGUCAUGGAAGCCUUGAAAAUUUUGUCAAACAAGAUCUCCAAGUGUAAACAGAUUUACCUCAAUAGAAUUCCGAAUGACAGAAACCGCCUUCUAGUACCAUGUUCCUUGGAUCCUCCCAACCCAAAGUGCUAUGUGUGUUCUUCCAAACCAGAGUGCACUGUUGUUUUGAACGAAACCACCGUCACAGUGCGCACCCUACAGGAUAAAAUACUCAAAGGUCAUCUGAACAUGAUUGCCCCAGAUGUGGAGAUUGAUGAUGGCAAAGGAACCAUCAUCAUAUCCAGUGAAGAGGGAGAGACUGAAGAAAAUAAUGACAAGUUUUUGUCAGAAUUUGCCAUUGGACACAACACAAGGUUGAAGUGCGACGACUUUCUUCAGAACUACUCUUUAAUUGUCAAUGUGGCGCAUGUCGAAAAACUUGAUGAUGAGAAAGAGUUUGAAGUCGUCGGGGAUUUGUCAGAGUUCUGUCCAAAAGAGGAUGGUGAAGGAGCUAGUGACAAUGGCCAUGCAAAUGAGACAGUUUCAAGUACAGCACCUGCAAGUAAAGAUGAGGAUGAUCUCAUAAUGCUCAGUGAUGAUGAAAGAACAGAAAUUACACAAAGCACAGCGACACUGGCAACAGAAGCGCACAGCAGGAAGAGGCCAGCCAGUGAGGAUGAAGACUCGGAGGUUCAGUCCAAGCGCAAGAAGCAAGAUUUGAGCUCUGGUGAUGCUGAAGAUGUUAUUGAAAUCUCUUAAUUUGUUUUUGUUUCUCCCUAUUUCCUUGGACCAGAAAGGCUUAUUUGUUUCUGUUAUUUUGAAUAGUCGUGGGGAGUAUAUCAAAUGUAAGUUGGGCUGUGUAGUUAGUUUGAUUUAAGGAAAAAGUCAUGGAUGUUGUGACAGUUACUAGAUUAAGGAAAUAUGCUGAUGGGAAAUCGGGUCAAAAAUAAAAUUUUAAUCGAGAAUUUUGAUGAGUUUCGAUUGUUCAACCAUUUCUACACUUCGUCAUACGAUCAUUUAUACUGAAGAAAGUUCUCUUCUUGACAUAAAUUGCCCUUGAAAUAUGUAGGCAUAGGUCUUUCCUCAUGUAUUUUGUUGAAAAACAACUCUUAAACUGAACCAAGUAAGGUAAUAAUUGAAACAACAUAUUCCCCGAGGUGUUUUGGUAUCGCUGUUUAGCUCAUUUCCCGCUUUUUGCGUUUCCGGAAUCGAUACCACGCUUGAAAGAUACAAGCGUGGGAACAAAAUAAUUUGAGAAAUUUUGAGUGAAAUAUGACUUUUUGGGGUCGUUUUUUGUGAUUUUCUCAUUUAGCAAAUAUUUUUAAAAACAAAUUGGUAUUACUCCAUUAUUUGUGGACCAAAUUGGAUGAAACUUUGUACACAGGUCUUUUAUGAUGUUAUGGCCAUUCAUACAACAGGAAAA